This is a messenger RNA of Pristis pectinata (smalltooth sawfish), 1227 nucleotides long. It is a transcript of the gene mrpl1, whose product is annotated as mitochondrial ribosomal protein L1. The coding region runs from base 206 to 1114 and encodes 302 amino acids. NCBI's taxonomy places the organism in Eukaryota, Metazoa, Chordata, Chondrichthyes, Rhinopristiformes, Pristidae. The transcript has 10 exons. The record is from RefSeq and is a predicted model, not a curated record.
AGAUGCUUAGUUUGAUGGACAGUCUUUCCAGAUGUGGUCCUAACUGUUUGUACCUCUCCUGGGUCUGUAGUUGAGCUGUGAUUUUCUUGCUCUGCAAGUGCAAUAUAGAGUGAAGACUUCCCUCCAUUGUCUCCAUUCUUUAGACAGACAACUUGGAAAUCCUGUGGAUCGUGGAGUGCUUACUGGAUGCCAUAUAUACACAUUAAUGAGGGAUCAGAGCAUGAGUGGAAUAUCUCCUUUAUUGAAGAAGGAACUUCCAAUCAGGCAUUUUGCUGCACUGAAAGCUGCCAAAAAAGUACAGAAUGAUCCGAAGAAAGAAAACCUCAACCCUAAAAUCGAGAAAAAGACCAAUUCAAACAGGCAUAAAGCACGUGGCUUAACAGCCAUGGAACCGAUUGAUGAUGUCUAUCAGGUCCAGUAUUAUCCAAAGCCAGUGUUUGACAUUGAGACAGCAAUUGACUCUCUGAAGAAGUUUCAGCAGUUAGAUUUUACAUACCCAAAACAGCCUGUUUACAUUGAUUUGCAGCUUGACAUGAAACUGGAAAAGAAGAAAAAAGUGGAUCCAUUUGUCAGAGUUGUACAGUUGCCGUAUUCUUUUAUGACAAAGCCCAACAGUGUGGUUGUGUUCACAGAGAAUCCAGAAGAAGUUACUGUUGCUCAGCAGCAUGGAGCAGAUGUUGUGGGUGGAAUGGAGCUUGUACAAAAAAUCUUGGAUGAAGAAGUUCAAGGGGAUUUCUAUGUCUCUGCUCCUGACAUGGUAUCCAAACUGGUGCCUCUAAAAAACAAGCUAAGGAAGAAGUUUCCUAAAAGCAAACGGGGUUCCGUUGGGCACAAUAUUCCUGAGAUGAUAAAAGUAUUUAAAACUGGCCAUGAAUACCAGGUGGAACGUGAUUGUUAUGUUCUUUCUAAAGUAGGAACGCUGGAUAUGCCAAAGGAGCACAUUGCAGCUAAUGUUGCUACAAUCAUCAAGGAUGUUUGCACCCAAAGACCAGUGAGUUUUGGUCCAUUUGUUAAAAGAGCCAUUAUUUGCAGUGCAACCAGUGAGUCUUUGUUGUUUAAAGCAGAGCCGUUCUUUCCUCAAUUAACAGAAGACAAUGAAGAAGAGAAUAAAUAACAAUGGUUAAUUAUUGACUUUAUGUACAGACUACCUACUGUUGCUUUGCCUCCAUAUGGCACAUUGUGAUGCAAUAAACCUUUAUACAUGUAUGUUGAGUAUAUCAGCACUGC